Molecule: messenger RNA, 618 nt
Organism: Andrographis paniculata
Lineage: Eukaryota; Viridiplantae; Streptophyta; Magnoliopsida; Lamiales; Acanthaceae
Product: vesicle-associated protein 1-1-like
Exons: 7
Coding region: 1-618 (205 amino acids)
Biological process (GO): endoplasmic reticulum membrane organization
Cellular component (GO): endoplasmic reticulum membrane; plasma membrane
Source: RefSeq, a predicted model, not a curated record
AUGGCUUCCGGAGAGCUCCUCAAUGUCGAUCCAUUGGAAUUGAGAUUCCCAUUUGAGUUGAAGAAGCAGAUAUCUUGUUCGCUGCAACUAUCCAAUAAGACGGAAAAUCACGUAGCUUUCAAGGUCAAAACAACGAAUCCCAAGAAUUAUUGCGUUCGCCCAAACACGGGCAUUGUUUUGCCGCGAUCAACCUGCGACAUUGUUGUCACAAUGCAAGCACAGAAGGAAACUCCUCCAGACAUGCAAUGCAAGGAUAAGUUUCUGAUACAGAGUGUGGUUGCAAGCCCCGGUACAACUGGAAAAGAUGUCACUGCAGAUAUGUUUAAUAAGGUAAAUGGCAAGGUUGAGGAGUGCAGAUUGAAAGUGGUCUUUUUCGCUCCUCAUCAACCACCAUCUCCUGUUGCAGAGGGAUCAGAAGAGGGUCUUUCCCCAAGGUCAAAUACAGUUGGAAAUGGCAAUGAGGCUACUAGAACUUUUGCUGACAGCCAUGAAAAUAUGCCAGAGGAACUGUUGAAGCGCAAGAACAGCAAAGGUGGAAGAGUAUCCAUCACUUUUAUCAUUAUCAUCAUAAUUGGUCUGCUAGGCGUAGUCCUGGGGGGGUACUCGAUGAAACAAUGA